This is a messenger RNA of Penaeus vannamei (Pacific white shrimp), 931 nucleotides long. Lineage: Eukaryota; Metazoa; Arthropoda; Malacostraca; Decapoda; Penaeidae. The record is from RefSeq and is a predicted model, not a curated record.
UCCCCAUUUAGGGCUGGUCAUUUUCGCGAAGCAUCACCACGCGAUCACGGGGAGUUCCCGCUGCCACUGUGCAGUAAGGAGACCAAGGGUGGGAUCCGUGUGAAAUUAAAAGGUCUUGGGGACGUUAGUAUUUUACGAAAAGAUCUUGAACGCCCUUUCGGUCCCGUCUCUAUUGACAUCCCACUGGCGGACAAUGGAUGAGGUGUUGGGUUCUUGGAAGAAGAAAACAACCGCAAAGAAGAUGGGAUCAAGUUAUAUAAAAUAAUCGGGCAUUAUUCCGCCGUGACGUCAUCAUUAGAAUCCUCCCAAGGUUGAGGACACUCGAGGCCCUCGGAGUCGCGUCGCCACACACGCUCGAGGGGCUCUGGGCGUAAGCUUCUUACGACGAGGACCUCCUUCGCCUCAGCUCCGUCGCCUUUUCCUGCGGAGUUCGGGGCGGCGUCCUCAGUAGCCGCAGGACGCCCGCCGGAGGAACUGGAGUAGCGUCGUUGGGCUCAUAUUCAGGAUGGCCGGAAAGGGUGCUCUCAGAUCAACAAUGCUGUGCCUCAUGGUCUUCGCGCUCUUCUCCGCGGCUGGUGCUGCCUCCGCCGCCAGGCCUGAGGCGAUGCAGUGCGGCCCUUGCAAUCCCAACCGGUGUCCUGCGAUUGGGCAGUGCCACCGCGGGAUAACCUGGGAUGUGUGCAACUGCUGCGAAGUCUGCGCUAAGGGUCUGGACGAGGAGUGCGGUGGUCCUUGGGGCGCGUACGGCAAAUGCGGGUACGGCCUCACGUGCCUCAAGGAUGCCAGGGAGUGCCCCUACCUGUUCCACCCUCGAGGCUCCGGCGCAGACACUGGCUCAAAUAUUUGCGAACGAUUACUGUUCAAAUGUUUAUCUCUAGAAAUACACAUGAUUACACAGAGCAGAUUUAUCAAUGAAUUAGUCACAAAAUAA